AUGCUGGCUGAGCCGUAUGGCAAUCCGUACCUGGCGCGUGAUGCACCGAAACUGCGAACUGCGUGUGAGAACUGCCGACAAUCCAAGGUGAAGUGUAACUUAUCCGGCAAGAACGCCUGCACCCGGUGUCUACGCCACGGCCUGCAGUGUCAGUACGGAUUCGCCAACCGGUCCGGCAAGCCGAAGGGCAGCAAAAACCGAGCCACGCUCCGGAAAUUGGGUCAGCUUCAGGAAGAAAAGUCGGGUUGUAGAUUCCGUUCGGGACGAGGGUCUGGGCCGGUGGCUGAUAUGGAGCCACUCGUUCCAACGGUCUAUACGGGCCGAUUUUCUGAGCCGCUCGACGAUGAUGUGUGUUUGAUGUCAGGCCAGUCGGGGUUGUGGGAAAGCUCACGAAGCUUCGACAGUGCCGCAACGCUCGAGACAUCUCUCUGCCCUGGGCAACUGAGGCCCGAGACGCUACAGAGGCUGGAUGGCUCAGCGUUAGCCGAUGUCAUGGAUCCCAGCUGCGCAUCUCCCCCUGCUGGAUUUGAAUAUCCCAAUACCCCUGCCACGCCCACGUUCUUAUCCCAAAGUUCCAUGACUGCCAAAACUUCUGGUCUGUCACUGGUGGACUCAAUUUCCUCUUCCUAUCUCCAGCCACCAUGCGAGUGCGUGGAAAGGCACCUGUUCCACAUGGACCGGCUCAGCCAUCUGGUCGCUCAGCCGGUUCCGCUGCGAUUCGACCACAGCCUGCAGGCUAUCAGGACCUCUUUCUAUGCUUGCCAAAUGUUCUUGCAGUGCAGCAAGUGCGCCAAAGAUAGCUCGAAUUUACUCCUGACGAUCUCGGCCCUCAAUCUCACGUUACAGUUGUUCGAGUAUUGGGUGUCGCAGGAGACAUCUCGGACCUCGCGGCCGGACAGCGGACCCGGUCUUCGCUAUGGAUACUAUGAGAUCGGCUAUGAAGAGAACCGGCAGAUCCGCAAAUUUCUCAUCCGGGGCCUAUUACUGCAAUGCCGGAGUGUACUAUCAGCGUUGAAGGUCGCCAUCAACUCAGCCUCUCUUUUAUCACCAAAGACGGUCGAUGGUGAGAGAUCUACCGGGCCGACAACAACCGAGGACCGCAUCGGCUGGAUGUCAUUUGGUGCAACAGUCCCGGAUCUGGACCCCGAUUUUCUGAACAGCACCCCUGGUAGCAGCUGUCUCUUGUCCAUAGUCGUGGGCUAUGAAGCAACGGUGGAGGCAUUUUUGUAUUCGAUGUCGUCGGCAGAUUGUAUCUGUGGUGGCAUGAGAAGGUAA
Messenger RNA from Penicillium riverlandense, 1275 nucleotides. Its product is annotated as Zn(II)2Cys6 transcription factor domain-containing protein. Lineage: Eukaryota; Fungi; Ascomycota; Eurotiomycetes; Eurotiales; Aspergillaceae. Gene Ontology annotation, molecular function: zinc ion binding; DNA-binding transcription factor activity, RNA polymerase II-specific. The record is from RefSeq and is a predicted model, not a curated record. Bases 1 to 1275 code for a protein of 424 amino acids. Gene Ontology annotation, biological process: regulation of DNA-templated transcription. The transcript is spliced from 2 exons.